CGUAUUUAAAGGCGCCAACAAAGACUAACUCAGGAACAGCUUCACAAACCUGCCAUCUGUACUCACAUCAUCCAACAGCACACUACAGCUUAGUUAACGCAUUAAAAUGCCCGAGGAAACAGCAGCUGCUUCAACUGCCGAAAGUAUGGAAGAGAAACCUUGCUCGUCAAGCGCUGCAGACAGCUCCGUCGAUGUUUCUGAGGAAGCAAAGAAGCUGAUUGGCACAGGCAACCGGCACUUGGUGAUGGGUGAUGUUGUGUCUGCAGUGAGUGUGUUCCAGGAGGCUUGUGCCAUGCUAGCUGAAAAGUAUGGAGACACUGCUGAUGAAUGUGGUGAAGCUUUUUUCUUGUGUGGGAAAGCCCUUCUGGAGCUUGCCAGGAUGGAGAAUACAGUGCUUGGUAAUGCUUUAGAGGGAGUCCCAGAAGAAUCCUCUGAAGAGGGUGAGAAACAGAAUGACUCCAAGAUUGAAAGCGCAGACAACUUGGAUGAGAAAACCAGAGAUGAGCUUCGAGCACAGGUUUAUGAUGCCAUGACAGAGGACAAAACUUGGUCUGAGGUAGAAAAAGAGGUGGGGGAAGGUGAGCAGAAGAACCAAGAGGAAGUUAAGGAGAAGCAGGAGAAGGUUGAAGCACCAAAGGAAGGGGAUGCAGCAUCACAAAAAACUGAGAAACCAGCUGAACACAAGGCAAAACCUGCUGAAAAUGAGAAACUAGCCGAACUUGAAGCAAAACCUGCUCAAGAUGAGGAGAAACAAGCUGAACAUGAGGUGAAACCUGCUGAAAAUGAGAAGCAAGCUGAACAUGAAGCAAAACCUGCUCAAGAUGAGGAGAAACAAGCUGAACAUGAGGUGAAACCUGCUGAAAAUGAGAAACUAGCUGAACAUGAAGCAAAACCUGCUCAAGAUGAGGAGAAACGAGCUGAACAUGAGGUGAAACCUGCUGAAAAAGAUAAACAAGCUGAACAUGAGGUGAAACCUGCUGAAAAAGAUGCUGAGAAGUCAGAAGGUGUGGAUAAAAGUGGUUCUAUAAAGGAAGAUGUCACUGUGUCAAAUGGAGUAACUGAAAAGGCUGAAAAAGAUGAAAAGGUUGAGGAGAAAAAUGAAGAGACUGAAGAACCCAUGGAAGAGGGUGGAGGAGAUGACGACGAGGAGGAGGAGGAGGAGGAGGAUGAUGAUGAUGAUGAUGAGGAUGCAGAGGGUGAAACAAAGGAUAAGGAGAGUGAGGAGGAUGAAGUUGGAAACCUGCAGUUGGCCUGGGAGAUGCUUGAGGUUGCAAAGGUGAUUUAUAAAAGAAAAGACAGCACAGAAGAUCAGCUAAUGGCGGCACAGAUUUACCUGAAACUUGGGGAAGUUGGAGCUGAAUCAGGUAACUACAGCCAGGCUCUGGAUGACUUCAAUGAGUGUUUAACCUUGCAGCUGAAACACCUUCCCUCUCAUAGUCGUCUUCUGGCUGAGACUCAUUACCAGCUGGGCACAACUUACAGCUACACAGCCCAGUACAGCCAAGCCAUUGAGCACUUCUCCAACUCUAUCAAAGUCAUCGAGAGCCGUCUUGCUAUGCUUCAGGAGGUAAUAGACAAGGCGGAAGGUGCAAAGGAGAAGAGUGAGCUUGAGGAGUUGAAACAGUUACUGCCAGAAAUCACUGAGAAGAUUGAAGAUGCCAAGGAGGGCCAGAGGACGGCUGCUGCAGCAUCUGAGGCCAUCCAUCAGACUCUUGCAGGAGCAUCCACUUCAUCAGCAUUCCCUGCUGAAAAUGGCAGCCCAUCCUCAUCUACUGCUAGUCAGAUUCCUGUGAGGCCAGCUGAUGGUGCGUCUUCCUCAAAAUCUGCAUCGGACAUUUCUCACCUUGUUCGCAAAAAGAGGAAACCAGACGAGGAGAGUCCAAAAAAGGACAGUGAUGCUAAAAAGACUAAACAGGAGACCUCAGUUAAUGGCAGCGGUGACUCCGCCCACAACGGCAAUGGAGUCCAGGAGAAAAUGGAGCAGGAGCCAGCCAGUUCUUCCUCUGUGGAGAUGUCAGCAUGAUGGGCAUCUUUUGAUUAAACACUUACCUUCCAACCAGCAGAGCAUGCCUGCCUCAUCUACUCUCCAUGAACAACUUUUGUCUCUUCGUUUUGUAAAUAACCCGUUUUCUUUGUCUGUCCAAUUUUUGUAUAAUUGUAGUAAACUUUCAAUAAAGGAUAUUUGCAUAUGUGAA
This is a messenger RNA of Sinocyclocheilus rhinocerous, 2195 nucleotides long. Its product is annotated as histone-binding protein N1/N2-like. Gene Ontology annotation, cellular component: nucleoplasm. The coding region runs from base 107 to 2023 and encodes 638 amino acids. Lineage: Eukaryota; Metazoa; Chordata; Actinopteri; Cypriniformes; Cyprinidae. The record is from RefSeq and is a predicted model, not a curated record. Gene Ontology annotation, molecular function: histone binding. The transcript is spliced from 17 exons. Gene Ontology annotation, biological process: DNA replication-dependent chromatin assembly; CENP-A containing chromatin assembly.